UGCUUGUGUUAUUCAGCAACUGAAACAUGAAGAACAUGGCUUCGUUAAGCUCCCUAGCUCUGCUACUUGCAGCUUUUGUUCUGUCCCCUCAAGUGCUUGCUAACUAUGAGAAGCCCCCAGUAGAAAAACCUCCUGUCUACAAGCCUCCCGUUGAGAAGCCACCUGUGUACAAACCCCCAGUUGAAAAACCACCAGUUUAUAAGCCACCAGUAGAAAAACCACCCGUUUACAAGCCACCGGUUGAAAAACCACCCGUUUACAAGCCACCGGUUGAGAAACCACCAGUUUACAAGCCCCCGGUUGAGAAACCACCAGUUUACAAACCCCCAGUUGAGAAACCACCAGUUUACAAGCCACCGUAUGGAAAGCCACCUGUGCAUGAGUCUCAAUAUGAGAAACCACCAGUGUACAAGCCCCCUGUUGAGAAGCCACCGGUGUACAAGCCCCCUGUUGAGAAGCCACCGGUGUACAAGCCUCCUGUUGAGAAGCCACCGGUGUACAAGCCCCCAGUUGAGAAACCACCGGUGUACAAGCCUCCGGUGGAGAAACCACCAGUGUACAAGCCACCAGUGGAGAAGCCACCGGUUUACAAGCCCCCAGUUGAGAAGCCACCGGUGUAUAAGCCACCAUAUGGGAAGCCACCUUACCCGAAGUACCCUCCAACUGAUAGCACCCUGCUUGCUAACUAUGAAAAACCUUACAAGCCUCCAGUUCAAAAGCCACCUGUGCACAAGCCCCCAGUAGAAAAACCACCAGUUUACAAGCCACCAGUAGAAAAACCACCGGUCUAUAAGCCACCGGUUCACAAGCCACCGGUUCACAAACCCCCAGUUGAGGAGGAAAAACCAGUUUACAAAAGCCCAGUUCAGAAACCGCCAGUGCACAAGCCACCGUAUGGGAAGCCACCAGUGCUUGAGUCACAAUACGAGAAACCACCUGUUUAUAAGUCCCCUCCAGUUUACAAACCACCAGUUUACAAGCCACCGGUUCACAAGCCACCUGUUGAGCAACCACCGGUUCACAAGCCACCAUAUGGAAAACCACCCGUGCAUGAGUCUCAAUAUAAACCUCCUCUUCAUAAGUCCCCACCAGUUCACAACCCACCACACCCUAAGUACCCUCCUGCUUCCAACUGAGGCACCCACCUGUGACGUUCAGAAUGCUGUUUUAACUAUAUGCAGAAAAUAAGAGGUGUUACCGCUACCAUUGUCAUGUUACAGUUUAGUUUACAUAUUCUCGCAAGGAUUACUCGUAGUUCUUCUUUUCAAGCAUUUCUUUGCCAUGUUAUGGCCAAGGUAAUAGUAUCAUGGAUGCAUAAUCUAGAACCGAGAAUCACUGCUUUGUACUCCAGACUAUGGAUUAUAGAACUUUAUAUUAUUAAUCA
Messenger RNA from Vigna umbellata (rice bean), 1384 nucleotides. NCBI's taxonomy places the organism in Eukaryota, Viridiplantae, Streptophyta, Magnoliopsida, Fabales, Fabaceae. The record is from RefSeq and is a predicted model, not a curated record.